AUGAGCUCCGUCGAAGCCAACCUGAAGGAUGUUGCCAUCCUCGGCAAUAUCUCUAAUGACGCUCGUAAGAUCCUGACCAAGGAGGCCUGCGCCUUCCUGGCUAUUCUGCACCGUACCUUCAACCCGACUCGCAAGGCCCUGCUCCAGCGCCGUGUCGACCGCCAGGCCAACAUCGACAAGGGUGUCCUGCCCGACUUCCUCCCCGAAACGAAGCACAUCCGCGAGAAUGACGCCUGGAAGGGCGCGCCCCCCGCUCCUGGUCUGGUGGAUCGUCGUGUUGAGAUCACCGGCCCUACUGACCGCAAGAUGGUCGUCAACGCUCUCAACUCCGAUGUGUGGACCUACAUGGCCGAUUUCGAGGACUCUUCCGCUCCCACCUGGGAGAACAUGAUUAACGGUCAGGUCAACCUCUACGAUGCCAUUCGCCGCCAGGUGGACUUCCAGCAGGGUGGUAAGGAGUACAAACUCCGCACUGACCGCGCCCUGCCUACUCUCAUUGCCCGUGCCCGAGGCUGGCACCUUGACGAGAAGCACUUCACCGUCGACGGCGAGCCCAUCUCCGGUGGUCUCUUCGAUUUCGGUCUGUACUUCUUCCACAACGCCAAGGAGCUCGUCGCCCGCGGUCACGGCCCCUACUUCUACCUGCCCAAGAUGGAGUCCCACCUCGAGGCCCGCCUCUGGAACGACGUCUUCAAUUUGUCCCAGGACUACAUCGGUCUCCCCCGCGGUACCAUCCGUGGAACUGUUUUGAUCGAGACCAUCACCGCCGCCUUCGAGAUGGACGAGAUCAUCUACGAGCUUCGCGACCACAGCUCCGGCUUGAACUGCGGCCGCUGGGACUACAUCUUCUCCUUCAUCAAGAAGUUCCGCCAGCACCCCAACUUCGUCCUCCCCGACCGCUCCGCUGUCACCAUGACCGUCCCCUUCAUGGACGCCUACGUCAAGCUCCUCGUCAAGACUUGCCACCGUCGCGGUGUCCACGCAAUGGGCGGCAUGGCCGCUCAAAUCCCCAUCAAGAACGAUCCCGCCGCCAACGAGAAGGCCAUGGAGUCCGUCCGUGCUGAUAAACUCCGUGAGGUUCGCGCCGGCCACGACGGCACCUGGGUUGCUCACCCGGCCCUGGCCGCCAUUGCUUCGGAAGUCUUCAACAAGUACAUGCCAACGCCCAACCAGCUCUUCGUCCGCCGCGAGGAGGUGAACGUUACAGCCAACGAUCUCCUGAACACCAACAUCCCAGGCAGUAUUACCGAAGAGGGCAUUCGCAAGAACUUGAACAUCGGUCUGUCCUAUAUGGAAGGUUGGCUCCGCGGUGUCGGCUGUGUCCCUAUCAACUUCCUCAUGGAAGACGCCGCGACUGCUGAAGUCUCCCGUUCCCAACUGUGGCAGUGGGCCAAGCACAACGUCACCACUGCCGAGGGCAAGAAGGUUGAUAAGAACUACAAUCUGCGUCUACUGCAGGAGCAGGCUGACAGCCUUGCUGCCAAGGGAUCCAAGGGUAACAAGUACCAGCUUGCGGCGAGAUACUUCGCUGGCCAGGUUACUGGUGAAGAUUAUGCCGACUUCUUGACCAGUCUGCUUUAUAAUGAGAUCUCGUCGCCCGGCAGUGCUGCCAAGCUGUGA
Molecule: messenger RNA, 1620 nt
Organism: Penicillium maclennaniae
Lineage: Eukaryota; Fungi; Ascomycota; Eurotiomycetes; Eurotiales; Aspergillaceae
Product: malate synthase
Exons: 1
Coding region: 1-1620 (539 amino acids)
Biological process (GO): glyoxylate cycle
Cellular component (GO): cytoplasm; peroxisomal matrix
Molecular function (GO): malate synthase activity
Source: RefSeq, a predicted model, not a curated record